CAUCUUUUCAACAACUUGCACAAACCAACAUAAAACUAGUCCAACCGAGUGGAGGGAAACUUCUCCCCUUCUACCUUCCCCCCCGGAACAGGUCACCAGGCACAUCACCACAGUAUUGACGAUUAUUACAACAUGGAACAAUCAAUCACGGGGCCAAUUCCCGUCUUGACCCAACCAAAGUCCCCAGCAUUAUUAGCUUUUGCAAGUCAUUAUACGAUUUAAUACUACUAGAAGGAGAAGGACCCAACAUCCAAGCGUGUUCUUAGCCGGCUGCGAGCGGCUGCCGGCUGACCAAGUAGUCCUUCCUUGGACUCGUCAAGCUUUAUAACACGGGUUGAUUUUGUUUCCUAGCUUCAUCCAUCCAUCCAUCUUGGCGAGAGCUACAAUGGCCAGCACCAGCAGCGCGUCCCGUCUCAUGGUUCUCCUCGCCGCUGCGGCGGCCAUGGUGCUCGUCGUCUUGCAAGCUUCGACGGUGUCCGCCGCCUCAUUACCGUCCGGUCUCCCAGAUCCUGACGACCUCAAGCCUCUGCUUUCUCACAACCCAUGGUCGGCGUUCCAGAACCUGUCCGGGUGCCACUUCGGGGACGAGAGGCAGGGCCUGGGCAAGCUCAAGGACUACCUGAGCCACUUCGGCUACCUCCCGACGCCGCCGCCGUCCAACGACUCCAAGUUCAACGACAUGUUCGACGCCGACAUGGAGCAGGCCAUCAGGACGUACCAGCAGAACUUCGGGCUCGACGUCACGGGCCAGCUGGACCCCUCCACGGUGACCAAGAUGAUGUCCCCCCGCUGCGGCGUCGCCGACAUCAUCAACGGCACCUCCACCAUGGCGAAAUCCGCCUCCAUCCACGGCCGGAACCUCUACUCCUACUUCCCGGGAUCCCCAUCAUGGCCGCGGUCCAAGAAGAGCCUGAAAUACGCCAUCACGGCGACCUCGGCCACCACCAUCGACCGUGCCACGCUGAGCCAGGUCUUCGCGCGCGCCUUCGCGCGGUGGUCGGAGGCGACGACGCUCAACUUCACGGAGACGACGGAUGCGGCGGGCGACGCGGACAUCACGAUCGGGUUCCACGGCGGGGAGCACGGGGACGGGGAGGCGUUCGACGGCCCGCUGGGCACGCUGGCGCACGCCUUCUCGCCCACGGACGGGCGGUUCCACCUGGACGCGGCGGAGGCGUGGGUGGCCGGCGGCGACGUGUCCCGCGCCAAGGCGGACGACGCCGUGGACCUGGAGUCGGUGGCCGUGCACGAGAUCGGCCACCUGCUGGGGCUGGGACACUCGGCGGUGGAGGGCGCCAUCAUGUACCCGACCAUCACGUCCAGGACGAGGAAAGUGGAUCUGGCGUCGGAUGAUGUCGUGGGGAUCCAGAGCCUCUACGGGGGGAACCCUAAUUUCAAGGGCGUCACGCCGUCGACGCCCACCAGCAGCCGGGAGAUGGACAGCGGCGCCGCGGCUGGCGCGCUCUCACGGGCGCGGAGCGGCUUCUUCGCUGGUGUAGCCAUGGCCGCUGGGCUCGCGCUGGCGUUGUCGUGGUAGUAGUUUCUCGAUGUUGUUAGUACAACCAUUUUUGCGAGCACUUAUUUAAUUUGCUCUUGAUACGCUUGUUGUUAACUUAGGAUAUAUACGCAGUACUCCCUCCUCUUGAUACGCUCUGUUGUUAACUUAGAUAUAUACGCAGCACUCCUUCCAUUUCAUAAUUCUUAUCUUAAAUUUGCCCAAAUAUGAAUGUAUCUAUUUCUAAAAAGUGACAAGAAUUAUGAAACGGAGGAAGUAAUUAAUUGGA
Molecule: messenger RNA, 1784 nt
Organism: Brachypodium distachyon (stiff brome)
Lineage: Eukaryota; Viridiplantae; Streptophyta; Magnoliopsida; Poales; Poaceae
Product: metalloendoproteinase 3-MMP
Exons: 1
Coding region: 386-1537 (383 amino acids)
Biological process (GO): collagen catabolic process; extracellular matrix organization; proteolysis
Cellular component (GO): extracellular matrix
Molecular function (GO): zinc ion binding; metalloendopeptidase activity
Source: RefSeq, a predicted model, not a curated record